Messenger RNA from Iphiclides podalirius (scarce swallowtail), 216 nucleotides. NCBI's taxonomy places the organism in Eukaryota, Metazoa, Arthropoda, Insecta, Lepidoptera, Papilionidae. The record is from the annotation of a GenBank genome assembly.
AUGCCAAUGGCCAACCGGGUGACCGGCACCUGUUGCACAGCAUCGGUGGAACGAGCUGGUCUGCCUGGUCUCCUCAGAGACUUGCAGCGGCUGUCAGAAGACCAAGACUCUGCGGACAUUGUCUUCAUACUCGGUACUUCGGAGGAAAAAGUUUAUGCGCACAGAAUAAUUUUGGUGGCCAGCCUAUUCUACGCAGAUGAAGUCGCGGGCAGCAGC